Nematolebias whitei (Rio pearlfish) is the source of this 889-nucleotide messenger RNA. RefSeq lists its product as uncharacterized. NCBI's taxonomy places the organism in Eukaryota, Metazoa, Chordata, Actinopteri, Cyprinodontiformes, Rivulidae. The transcript has 6 exons. The record is from RefSeq and is a predicted model, not a curated record. The coding region runs from base 131 to 778 and encodes 215 amino acids.
GUUACAUCAGCUCACAAACUCAUAAAUACACUGCAUCCAGAAGAGACAGGCUGUGACAAGCAGAAACAUCUGUAAAGCAGAAACAUCUGUAGAGGACAAACACACGAGCAAACAGAAGAAGGAUUAAACAAUGAAGUGUGUUGUUGUGUUGCUGAGUCUUCUGUCGGUGUGUGGAUCGGCUCCUCUGAGCAGCUGUGAUGCUCUGCUCAGACCUGUAGACAUCAGCAAGGAUGAAAUGUUGGGAGGAUGGAUGUUCGUCGGGGCGAGCUCGGACAUCCCAGGAAGCCGCUCCCUGUACUACCUGCUGUCCAGCGUCUGGUUUAACAUCACUGCCACCUCCAAGAGCAACGUUAUCCACAUCGUCCAAAAUCAGAGAAUACUGGGUGAAUGCUCCAGCUUAGCAUACGAUGUGGAUUUCGAAAACAGCACCAUUUUAAUUGAGCAACCUGUAUACCUUAAAGAAGUCUACUUGCCCACUGAGUGUGCCGACUGUUUGGUCGCCAAAGAAGACAUCAAGGCUGAAGAGCAUUCUUUCACCAGUCUUCUUCUGUUCAGCAGAAACAGGAGCGUCUCAUCUGCUGCAGUGGAAAUGUUAAAGAAACAAGCAGAAUGUCUUCGGAUGCCUCCGCCUAUAAUGAUAGACCCAACCAACGAACUCUGCCCAGAAGACUUAACGCCCCCUGACGGGAUGAGCGCCCUCCAAUCAAUGUUGGAGGCCAAGAUGGGACUCAAGGUUGCCAAAUUUCUGGAUAGCAUUUUUGACCUCUUUGUUAGCUGAUUUAAUAUUUUUCUAACACUGAUCAAAUGGAAAGUGCCAGAUUAUCAUCACAGCAAGGAUGGUGAAAAUUCUUUCAUGUGAUUGUCUUAAAUUAAAAACCCAAUUACAAAA